Kalmanozyma brasiliensis GHG001 is the source of this 1455-nucleotide messenger RNA. RefSeq lists its product as uncharacterized. NCBI's taxonomy places the organism in Eukaryota, Fungi, Basidiomycota, Ustilaginomycetes, Ustilaginales. The transcript has a single exon. Bases 1 to 1455 code for a protein of 484 amino acids. The record is from RefSeq and is a predicted model, not a curated record.
AUGGCGAAGCGACUUGAUGCCAAGGCGAGGCUGCUGUGGCGGAGCGACUUGGUUCUCAUUGAUGGCACGCGGUUACCAGGUCUUGCAAUCGUCUCUUACGCCAACCCAUUCGACGGCGGCAUCGGCGGACGCGAUGACACUCAGGGCGACAACCACGAGGCAGAGGCGGAGCUAUGUCUGGCGCUCGAGAUGCUGCGCAACCAGCCACUGCACAUCUCAGCGGUGACGACGGAUCGAGGGUCUGCUCCGGUCUUGGGAGCAGCGAGCCAGAAGCAAUCGCAUUGGGUCGCAAGCGGAGAGGUCCGUGUCUACAUCGAUCCACGCGAGAGAGCAACGUGGAGCUUCUUCAACCGCACCUUUUGCUUUGACGCCGACUUUGUCGAGGAUGCGGGCGCCGAGAGGUCCGCACAGGUCGUGUCGGUCUCGCUCCAACCGUCGCUGCAUGCCUUCGGGGACGAGACAAGCGUAUCGGACCCUUUCGCUUUCUCCAACGCAGCACCGGUGGAGUACGCCAUCUUUGCUCAGCCGACUCCCCUACCGCAGCGAGAUGAUGCAGGUCACGCCCCGGAGUCGAUGCCAAUACGUCUCGUGCUCGGUCGCAGGGUGACGGUGCAGACGAAGCGGGUGGACGUCAACAUUGCAGGAAGGGAGCUGAGUCGAUCGCGCAGCUUCCAUCGACAGCAGAGUGUAGGAUCUCAAUCGCUGCACGAUGUGUUCACGCAGGCUGGGCUGUCUCUACCGACAUUCGGAGGACCGGCGAGCGCUGUACCGCGACCAGACGACCCGCUUCCGCGAGGCUCGAUAUCUGCGUUGCUCCAAGCUCGGUCGAAGCGCAAACCUGCUCUCACACACCGCCAUACGGGUGCGGCGCCGGUGGGACCAUCAACAUCCUCGCAAGCACCUGUCGCACCACGCACACCAGGUCGACGGGGAGAGAAACGUCACGCCAGCAGCUCGGAUCGCAAAGUCGCCGGCAGUCCGAGCCUUGACAGCCAGAUCAAGAGCGAAUCCUCCGAUCUCGCCCUUUCACCGACCAAAGCGAUCAAGCAUCGUGCGGACCGCAUCCUCUCGGACCUGCCUCGUCUCAAUCUCUCCAAGCAGCCCACACGCAUCGUUGUUCCGAAAGCCGAGCGCGCCGACUCGCUCGACAUUCCUCCUGUCAAGACCGAGUCCGUCUCCCCCGAGCCCUUCUCGGACACCAAGCCCCUACUCGACACGGACACCAUCGAAAAGACCAACCGCACCACGAUCAAGAAGAUCACACACACCCUUCUCGUGCGCGAACACAACCUCACCAAGUCCGACCCGGACUACAUCGCUUCGUACCACCAAACGUGUGCCGGCACCUGGUGCGCUUUCCGGCAUGUCGCAAGCAUCAAACCACUCGCCAAGGACGCCGUCGAGACGGUCGUUCGUAUCCAUCUAUCGCUGUACCUGCAUUCGCAUCGUGCCUAG